This is a messenger RNA of Esox lucius (northern pike), 2271 nucleotides long. It is a transcript of the gene gdf9, whose product is annotated as growth differentiation factor 9. Gene Ontology annotation, cellular component: extracellular region. Gene Ontology annotation, biological process: BMP signaling pathway; SMAD protein signal transduction. The record is from RefSeq and is a predicted model, not a curated record. NCBI's taxonomy places the organism in Eukaryota, Metazoa, Chordata, Actinopteri, Esociformes, Esocidae. Gene Ontology annotation, molecular function: growth factor activity; cytokine activity.
CUGUGCUAUUCGGUGCGUUUGACAAAUAAACCUUGAAACUUUUAAAAGCAAGUAAUCAGACAGCUAUAGUUGCUGUUUUAGGAACAUUUUACAAUUCUACAUUAAUAUAAUUAUUUAUACUAGAAAACAGAAUAUGUAGGGGUACACAUUUCAAUAUAGUUGGGUUCUUGUCCUUGGGUUUUGAUGGGCCAUGAGUUAAUUGCGCACCUGUUCAAUUCUGCGAAGCGCGUGCAUAGUUUGGUUCUCCAAAGGGAUGCCGCGAGUUCUCCUAAGUAUUGACAGAUUUCUUUAGGAUGGAGACUCCAUUACACUUGAUUAUUGUUCUUACAUACCGGAUUUUAGUACUUCUCUUGAUCAGUGGAGUUUCUCUGGGAUUGUCCCAGACCACGUUUAAUCUACAAAACGAGUUUGGCGAUUCCACGUGGAACCAAAACGGCCAUAUCUUGUCCCCCCUUCUGUAAGGCACUGAGAGAGCAAGGACAUCCAUGGCGAGAUACGACCCAAGAAUGAAAACCCGAGUCGAAAUAUGUUCGUUACAUGAAAAGACUGUACAGGAUGUCUUUAGGUCAUGAUAGGAGUUCUGAAGAUAAUCAUCACUUGUACAACACAGUUCGACUGAUAACGCCGCGGGAUGAGUGCCUCGAGCAACCAAAGAGUUCUUUAUGCAAGACCUUUCCUACAACCUUGACCGUUGUCAGGACAAGGAGCAGCUCCUGAAGUCUGUCCUACUGUACUCCUUUGACCAAGAUCAAGCCACUUCCAUCACUACUCAGUGUUACCUGGAUGUGAAAGAACAUCACCUUGAUAAGUGUCCUCACUGCUCCAGUACCCAUCACUCUGUCAACUUUCUUUUCCACACUGACCGCAGGAGGAAGUGGGUUGAGGUGGACAUCACAGCAUUUCUCAGCCCACUCAUCCAGUCCCACAAGAAGGACAUCCACUUGAUCAUCCACCUCAACUGUGUGAAGGGAGGAGGGGCGAAGGGCGGAGGAAAGGAGCGAAGUGGAAGGGGCCCCGUCGAGCUCCACCUACGGUCCCCGUCCCUGCUUCUGUACCUCAACGACACCAGUGAGCUGGCACACCAAAGAUGGCCGCCCGCUUUGCCCACCAGGUCACAAGGCCAUCCAAGGUUGGGCAAUGAAAUGGACACGUUUGAAAGUGUGGCGCCUUUCAAACCGGAGCAGAAGAUCAACCGGAGCGAGAGGAGGACGAGGCGGAGGAGAGAAUCUCCAUCUAAGCAUAGCCCGAAGGCCAGCCUCCCCGAACUUCGACCAAGUUCUGAGUUCUCGACAAGUGAUUGUGCCCUGUACGACUUCAGAGUGAGCUUCAGUGAGCUCAAACUAAGUGAGUGGAUAAUUUUUCCUCACAGGUACAACCCCAGGUACUGUAAAGGCACCUGUCCCAGGGCUGUGGGAUUCUUCUACGGUUCCCCCAGACACACCUUUUACCAAAACAUAAUCUAUGAUAGACUGGACUCCUCUGUGCCGCGGCCUUCCUGUGUUCCCUCGGAGUACAUCCCUCUGAGUGUUUUAACCCUUGAAGCUGACUCGAUUACAUACAAAGAGUUUGAUGAAAUGAUCGCCACCAGGUGCACAUGUCGCUAAAGGCCCACCUUCAGGGUUGGCGUCAAACUGAAAUUCUAAUUCCAUGCCUUUUAAUAUUAAUUGGCUACUCUAACAUCUUGGCCUAGGGACUUUUAUACCAAAUUAUCAGUCUCAGAACAUGAGUGUGUGGAAUUUUAAUUGAUCUCCUUGACAAAUAUCUAUGAUUUCCCUUUGUUUAUAUGUCUUUGUGACUGUGUUUGUUUGCUUUGUUUGUGAUGACCUGUUGUAUUCUGUUUGACCCACAUGAAUGCAGGAAUGUUAAUUAAUAUGAUUUUUAAGUUAUUUUUGUUAAUUUAUUUUUGGUGUCUUGUCUGAAUUAUUUUUCUAUUGUUUCACACUAACUGGUAUAUUUAAUAAGUCUGUUGACCAAAAAAUUGACCAGGUAUACUCUUAUCAAACACAUGUACCUUUCAUUUUAUUCAUGAGGAAUCCAGACUUUCAUUGACAACCUCUCUUCAUACAGUUCGGGAUGUAAAUUAUACUUAAUGGACCACUUGAUGUUUCAGUGUGUAUUUUUACCAACCUUGGCCAUUUUGAAAUUACUACAUACCUAGACAAAUCUUACUCUCCUAUGUUCAUGCAUAAUAAAUGAAAUGACGUACAAUCUUGUUCAGAUCACAGAUUAUCACAAAAAAAUGUAAAAAAAUAUAUUUGAAAAAAUAAAAGA